AUGGCUACCCGCACCACCUUGCUCCUCCUCGACGUGCAAAACGGCAUAGUUGACCAACUCCAACUCCCCGAGUCAUUUUUCCAAGGCAUGACCACAGCUCUCACUGCAGCACGCAAUCAUGGUCUGAAUAUCGUGCAUAUCGUCACAGCCUUCCGAGACGGCUACCCUGAGAGCAGGCCAACCAAUUCGUUCAUCCCCAGCGUUGCCGCGCGUGGACUCUUCAAAGAAGGCGAUCCCUCCGUGAAAGUUCAUGCUUCCGUCACUCCAAUUUCCAAAGAGCCGGUCAUCACGAAGCGCCGCGUCUCUGCUUUCUGUGGGACAGAACUCGACAUGAUUCUCCGCUGCGCAAACACCAACCACAUUGUCAUCGCGGGACUUAUUUCUAGUGGUGCUGUCUUGUCUACUGUUCAACAGGCAGCGGACCUCGAUUACGGCGUGACCAUCUUGCGGGAUCUGUGUAUGGAUCGGGAUGAGGAGGUGCACCGUGUUUUGAUGGAUAAGGUUUUCUUUAGGAAGCAUUCGGUUGUCAAUGCCGAGCUGUGGGUCAGACAGUUGGAAAUUAAAGCGUCGAAUGAUUAG
This is a messenger RNA of Penicillium longicatenatum, 579 nucleotides long. Its product is annotated as cysteine hydrolase family protein. Bases 1 to 579 code for a protein of 192 amino acids. Lineage: Eukaryota; Fungi; Ascomycota; Eurotiomycetes; Eurotiales; Aspergillaceae. The transcript has a single exon. The record is from RefSeq and is a predicted model, not a curated record.